UUAGUCGUUGGUUAGCAUAGCAUAUUCCACUAUCAUACGCAUAUACGCACGCAAUCCAACACCGAUUAGUGCAAUAGCGCGCCGACUUUAAACUUCAGACAAGCUUCUUACGCGUGUGUUGUGUGUGUAUUGAACCAAACUGCGCUUUGACUGCAACACGUUCUGAUGGAAUUUGAAUGCAUUGACUUCAUCAUCAUCCCUAUCCGAUCCUUCCGUACUCGAUUGGUUUCAUAAAAGUCACUUGGCAGAUGAGAGAGGAUACGACAACCUCACAAUGAACGAUAUAUCCAACUUUGAAUAUCUGGCACCUUGGCCUGUUCAUGCAUUGGCUUGGUCAACAUCUCCUUCAACAAAUGCAUCUUCAUCAAAAUGGCAAGAAACAAUUCGAGGAAAUCCUUAUCAACAGCAGAACAACAAUCAAAACUCUUCAUCAUCUUCAUCAAAUUCAAAUCCUUCUGGAAUACCUCGUGAUGCUCGAAUAGCGAUAGGUAGCUUUGUAGACGAAUAUACUAAUCGGAUACAAAUCUUAGGCGUAACGGAUGAUGAAUAUGGUUUACCAACCCUUGCGCCUGUUGCGGAUUCGGCUCAUCCAUAUCCUGCUACCAGGAUCGCUUUCCAACCUUCUACUCUAGAUGAAGGUGGUAGUGGAGGAAACGACGGAAGGUCGUCAUCCUAUUAUAAGCAAUCCAAGGGCGACUCUUGGGGAAGUGGAGAUGUAGAAGAUGGCACAGGCGGCUACGAUGCAAUAUCCCGUUAUCCAGACCGAGAACUUUUGGCCACAACAGCAGACUGUCUGCGUAUCUGGGAAUGCUUGCGAGAAGAGGAUGGAGGUGGAAGCGGUUCAGGCUUUUUAGGAGAUCGAUCAGGGAAAGGAUACCCAUUCGCAUUACGUGAAAAGAGUGUUUUGGCACAUUCGAAAAACACAACAACAUCACCUGCUCCGCUCACUUCAUUUUCUUGGAACGUUCCUUCGCCCAAUUUGAUCGUGACUUCUUCAAUCGAUACGACUUGUACGAUUUGGGAUUUACCUUCUAGAACCGCAUUGACUCAAUUGAUCGCACACGAUCGUGAAGUGUAUGAUGUUGAUUGGUGCCCCGGAAGUUCGGACGUAUUUGCAAGUGUGGGAGCAGAUGGAAGCGUUCGUGUGUUUGACUUGAGAAGUUUGGAACAUUCUACGAUCAUCUAUGAAACCGGCAAUCCAGGUCCAAUGAGCACCGGCAGCGGAGGAAAUAAUGGUGAUACCAGCAGACCAAGCAGUGGAAUGAGUCACGAAAAUCUAGCAGCACCUCUACUAAGGAUCGCAUUCAAUCCUUGGGAUGCGAAUUACCUUGCAACCUUUCAUUUGGAUUCCGAUAGCGUUCAAAUCUUGGAUGUUCGUGCACCUGGAAGUCCUAUUCUAGAACUACGUGGUCAUCAAGGCGCAAUCAAUGCUGUUGCAUGGGGACCUCCAGGAACGGGAUUCAGUGGAGGAUCAAGUAAAGGCAUGAUCUGUACAGCCGGGGAUGAUUCUCAAUGCUUGGUGUAUGAUCUGGCAAGCGCAACAUUACGAAGUGCAUCGGCUCAAGGAAGAAGGUCACGUAACGGAGCAGGUCCAAGUCCUGCUCCUUCUUCGGAUAGAGGUGUGAAUUCAAGCAUAGGAGCGGAAGUACCAAUAUUAGCAUAUAGUGCAGAAGAGAUGGUGAACAAUGUCGCAUGGCUACGAUUGCCAACACUUGGAGGUUCCUCGACCAACAAAUCGGGAGGAGGAGUGGUACAAGAGUGGGACGAAUACGGAAAUAAGUCAGGGCCAGACAUUGAUUGGCUAGCAAUGACUUCGGGACGAUCAGUUCGAGUGUUGAGGGUUUGAGACCUCUUUUUUUAUGAUUCAAUAGACGUUCACGACAUGAUACCUUAAUGCAUAUAUUAAAG
Messenger RNA from Meira miltonrushii, 1908 nucleotides. RefSeq names its product WD40 repeat-like protein. Gene Ontology annotation, cellular component: nucleus. The coding region runs from base 275 to 1846 and encodes 523 amino acids. Gene Ontology annotation, molecular function: protein binding. The record is from RefSeq and is a predicted model, not a curated record. NCBI's taxonomy places the organism in Eukaryota, Fungi, Basidiomycota, Exobasidiomycetes, Exobasidiales, Brachybasidiaceae. The transcript has a single exon.